Messenger RNA from Lymnaea stagnalis (great pond snail), 8587 nucleotides. NCBI's taxonomy places the organism in Eukaryota, Metazoa, Mollusca, Gastropoda, Lymnaeidae. The record is from the annotation of a GenBank genome assembly.
GAGUAACCUCAUUUACUAUUAUUAUGAAAAUAGACUUGGAUACUAGUUGAAUAAUUAUGACUAUCUUUAGCGUAUACAUUAUAAAUAAAGCUGGUAGUUUAAUCUACCACUAUGAUUCACCGAAUGUGUCUAGACCAGCUGUAGAGAAAACAUUUAGCUAUCCUCUCGAAUUAGUUUUAAAAGUCUUUGAUGAAAAAGUUGUUGUAGCUUUUGGAGAGAGGGAUGGCAUCAAAGGUAAAUAAUAGUAAUAGUUAAGUAGACUACUACAGUAGACGUAUUAAUAAUUAACUAUAUAUUUAAUUAGUGUUAGCAGUGUAACUCGGUGUUAGUCAGUUAGUCUUAUUAUUAGUACCGUUAACCUUAUUUAAAGUAAAUAUUAAUAAAAUUAAGUAAGUAGUUUCAUACUUGAAGCUCAGUGACAGUGAACCAAGUCUAGCAAAGUAGUCUAGUGUCUAGUUAAGAGUUUAGACCAGUGCUUUGGGAAGGCUUUCCAAACUUUUCAUGUUAGGGCAGAGACAAACUUUUUAGACAUACAUAGUGGCCUCGCUAGGGUUAAUUAUAUAAUGCCGCCCGGGACGGGUCAAGAUUUUAUCCCCCCCCCCCCCAAGAAAAACCUAGUAUGUAGUUGGCCCAAUCAUGGGCCUAUAUCACUGUAUAAAAAAAAUAAUGCCGCCCAGUCCCUCUGCACACCGGGACGGGUUAAAAUUUUAACCCCCCCCCCCCCAAGAAAAACCUAGUAUGUAGUUGGCCCAAUCAUGUGCCUAUAUCACUGUAUAAAAAAAAUAAUGCCGCCCAGUCCCUCUGCACUACCAUUCCUAUGCCAGUUGUCAUACAUCUUUUUGUGUCACACAGUUAGUUGAUUCUACCAAUAUACAGGAGCUUCAACUGGCCCAUUGUAAGUUGUAAGACAUACAUCAUAUGAAUAUGGGCACAAACAUAAAGUGUAAUAUUUACUAAUACAAUGCCAAUUGGUCCACUAUUAGCGAGCCAUUAUCACAUUUUAAUGAUUUUAACUUGCACUUGGCUGUUUCCGAAUACUUUAACUUUUUUUAAAUGUUCUUCUUUCAUUAAAUUUCCAAAUCACUAUCUUGUCUCAUAAUCCUAUUGUGGGCCAUAGCACAAAUUCGAUAUUCUGGUAUGUAUGCUAUUUCCUCUUUUUCCUUCAUUGAGAUUCAGUUUUGUGCAUAAAGUUUUUAAAUUAGUGUUGAAUUUUUCCUCAAAUUCAUUUUUCUUAGUUUUCUUUAAAAAUGUAAGCAUCAUUUUCCUUGAUUCAUAUACCGUACUUGACAAGAACCCGACCUCGUCAGAACCAACAAAUUUCUUCACAAAUAAUAAUUGCACAAUAAUCUCAUCUGGUUUAAAGAGGCCUUCUUUUCAUAUAAUUUACCAUUUGCACCACUUUGUAAAUAACAUUUCUUAUUUAGUUUCAAGGGAUUUUUAACUUUAAAAAAUUAUGAAUAUCGUUAUGGCUUUUUUUUUCAUGGACACACCUGCACUCUGCAGGCCACAAACAGUUUGGACAGCACUGGACUAGACUUAACUACAGUAGAACUUCGUUAUGUCGUCGGCCAAGGGGCUAGCUAAAAAGUGUAGAGAUAACCGAUGAUCGAGAUAAAUGAAAACCAAUAUGGCGGCAAUAUAUUAAAAUUUGCUUGAAAUUUCUUUAUGUACCGUGCGUUUAUAAAUAAGAAUAUGUCUAAUACACUAAAUAAAGUCUAAAUUUUAGGCUAUGCCUAAUUUAAUUUUAAUAAUUAAAGUCGAUAAUAAUUAAUAGGCUAUAGGGCCUAAGCCUAUAUAUGUUUUAGGCCUAGACUAGGUCUAGAUUACUUUAUAUUAGAUUUAGACUGAUCAGACUGUAUACUGAUAUACUGUAUAUGAUUAGAAUAUAAAUAUUAUGAAUACUUUAUUUGUGAAGUACUCAUUUUAGACUUAUUUUUAGGACAGCUUGCUUAGGCCCUUACUUAGUAAACCUACUUUCUAUUAAUGAUUGUUAUAAAAAUUUAAGUUAUAUAUUAUAUAUAUAUAUAAAAAAGGUCUAUAAUAUUAGGUACUCACUGCGCAGAUAAAUUUUUCGGAUGCGGGAAACAGACCAUAAACCUGUGUCCCGGUCAAUGCCAGUAGAUCACGAGGUCAUAUGUAGAUCUAGUUUAGUUUGUCUACUUAAGGGAGUGACAAUGAACUUAUUAUAGUCUGUUUGGUGCACACGAGAAGGACUAUCAUUACAAUUACAACAUAAUCUUAGGGAUUCUUUCAGUCCUGUAUUUUGAGAAAUAAAUAACUAUUUUUAACUCUGCAAAACUUGUUGUUUGCUAUUUCUUCUUGCGGAGUUAAAAAGCCGGUGAUCGAUCAGGGGAUCGAGAUCACCGACGUAAAGUUGAAAAUUAGCUCGAGGUAUCAGGGUUCGGCGACAUAAAAGAAUGGACAUAACCGAGGAGAAAAUGUUAAGACAAAGAGAGAAUUUGGCAGGUCCACUUCAAAAAUGUCGACAUAACAGGGUUGGCGAGUUAACAGAGGUCGAGAUGAGCGGGUUUGACUGUAGUUACCCUGGAAACAGAAAAACUUGGUCAUCUUUUUUAUUAGAAUAAGUCUUAUUAUAAGUCUGUGUUUUAAUGCUAACACUAUUAUUUGAGGAAAAAAAUAAAUGUAUUUCAGUUGGUCAUGCAGUUCUUGGAAUUAAUGGUGUACCAGCUGAGGGCAGGUGUUUAAAAGAUAAACGGGACAUACUUGAAGUCUUAGCUACAGAGAGCAACUAUCCAAUAAAUAUCAAAUUUGGAAGACCACAUUUGACAACAAAUGAAAGAAUUAUGUUAGCCAGUAUGCUACACUCGUAAGUUAAUAUCUGUUCUCUAAGUAACCUUUUCUUUUUUAGCUAAAAGCCAAUCAUAUCUUUUUAAAAUUCUUUGAGGCUGCAGUAUUUCUCAAUAAAUCUUCCACUGAUAAUAUGGACAUUUUUUAAAUUGCAGAUUAUAUUGAGAUGUUUAUAAGUAACCUUUAUAUAUUUUGGUUUGCUUGGUUAGUUUAAUUUUUAAAUGUCUUUCUCCUACUGACAUAUUCACUGAGAGUACCACACUCUGACAAAACCCGGUGUUUUUAUUUGCAAAUUGACAAAUGCAAUUUGCAAAUGAUAUUAUUUUGGGGGUAACAUAAAUGAUAGAAAUGAAAUUUUCUUUAAACAAUUAUUACUCUUACAAGUAAAUAAAAUAUGCUACUAUAUAUGUAAAUGUUUUUUUUGUUUAGUUUGUUUGCAAUUGGUUCCCAGUUAUCCCCUGAGCCUCAUGCAUCGGGCAUUCAGUCUCUUGAAACAGAUACAUUCAAGCUUCAUUGCCAUCAAACAAUGACAGGUAACAACCAAGUUCAUAAAACUUUGUGAACAUUGGGGAUUUGGUAACGUGCAGACCUUAGAGUAAAGAUCUUAUUUUCUGAGUAAUUCUUCCUUUCCUUUUUGUAAGUUUUAAAAAUCACUUCAACCCUAAAAGACAAGAAACAACCACACAAAGUUUUAUAAAACUUUAAACCAAUUCAAUAUUUCAAUAUGACAAUGUGUAAACAAAUACUGGCUGUGGAUCAAAAUAUUUUUUUGAUUACUAAUUUUAAUGAUUCCACAAGAUUGCCUCUGUGACUCCAGCUUAAGCAUACAGUAUAAUUUUAGAGUAUAAUAGUAUAAUUUAUUUCUAAGACGACAGCGAUAAAUUGAUGCAAAUUUGAAAUAUGUCCCAAAUUAUUUUGAACCUUUACAUUUCAAGGAAUGUUUUACCAAGCAUAACAAUCUCUUAUUUUAGUAUUAGGCUCUGCAGUCCUGAACAUUUUAUAAAUUCUACAUUUCAGGUGUCAAAUUUGUGAUCAUAGCAGACCCCAAGCAAGCCAAUGUAGAUGUUAUACUAAAAAAACUUUAUGAAGUGUACUCUGACUUUGCCCUAAAAAAUCCAUUUUAUUCUUUGGAUAUGCCCAUAAGGUAGUAAAUUUACAUCUUUACUCAAACUAUGUGUACUAUUUAAUUUUAGCUUCUUUCAUCAGAUCUUGAAGAAUAUUGAGUUACCGGUACUAGAAGUUUAGAAGAUAUGACUUGAUGUUACCAGGAUAAUAAUGGAAGGAUAACUAAGGUACUUUCUAACUGCAGUUGUGAAGUCUCAUUUAAAAAUCCAAUUUUUAUGUAUGUAACUGAAUUGGGUUUCAGUGUAUUGUAUCCUUAAACAAAUACAAAAUUUUCUGUGCCUUUGAAUGCAUAUUUAGGAAAAUAAUACUGUAAAUCAGACUUUCCUUAUCUCUUAAGAAGUAUUAAAUAGGAUAGAGAGUUACAUUUCUAACAUCAUUGGGUAUUGAGAUAUGUUUACUUUCUGAUAUAGGCCUACCCAACCCUUUUUGCCGCCCAAGAACUACAAAAGUAAAACAUAUUUUCUAAAAAAAAUUUAAAACAUGUCCUUAAACUUAAAUAAUCUACGUUCCAUUUUAAAUAUCUGCAUUAUAACGCAGGUUGAUAUAUUGGUAUCUUCAUUAAAAAUGUACAAAACAUUUUGCUUCACACCUCGACUAUAUUAUCGGGAAAUUUUAAACACAUAAUUCUUAUUUCUAAAGAAUAAUCUCUUUAUCAGUUUUCACUUGUGUUUUUUUAUAAAUAUUAUUAAUCUCUUAAAAGUUACCCACACUUUUCCAUGAGCUACAAAUAGAGUAACAAAUAAUUUCUUAUUUUUUAAAGAUUUAAACACGUCGUUGCUAACGGCCCUGAACUAUAUUUUUGUGAAAUUAAACAAAUAUGGCUAUAUUUUUAAAGACUGAAUUUUACAUUCUUAUUCUUAUUGGAUUUUGAGAUGUUUUUAUUCACAUAAAAAUAUUCCCAUGCUCUUUUUUUAGCACUUGAAAUGUAUUUUUACUAAAUAUUUUCAAUAUAUUUUUUAUUAAUAUAAACAUAUUUUUAUCAUCAUAAAAGUGUCCCCACCUCUUCACCUUGCCCCUGAACGGUAUCUUGUGAAAAAUGGGAAAUACUCGAUGUUCUUAGUUUCAAAUAAAUUUUAUCCAUUAUUUUCCCCUUACCAAUUUCAUUGAGAUUUGAGGUAGGGGUGUGCUUAACGCCCUUGAACUGCGUAUUCUGACAUUGGCAUUAAACAUACAGCAUUUAUUUAUUUUAAAAGAAAAAUCUAAACCUCUUUUUCACAACUUUAAUAUCAUGGGAGAUAUAGUCAUCCACAUAAAAAUGUACACACCCUCUUUCCUCCCCCUGAAAUAUUUUUUCGGAAGAAGUUGAAAUUCAUUAUUUCAUUAGUUUUAAAACUAUCUAAACCGGAGUAUACCUAUUUCGGUCGUUAAAAAUAUUUCCUCUUUGAGAUAUUGCUAUACGUAUAAAAAUACACCCACCCAUGCUGUAACAUAUCUUGUGUUGUCUGGCUCAAAGUCCAAAAAUGGCAGCCACCUCCCCAACACACAAAUAUUUUAUGAAGGUAAGUCCAAAAAUGGCCGCCCCCCCCCCAACACAAAAAUAUUUUAUUAAAGUUUCAAUAAAAAACAAUAAAUAAGCCCCCGGGGUUGGUAAGCCCCCCCCCCCCCCACACCACCACCUUUAUGCACAAACUUAAAUUUAAGAAAUAUUCUCAUGUCCAUCCCCUCUCAACACCAUAACCAUGCAGUGCACUACAUUUUCUUUAAAAUAUUACUCAUUUUCAAAUUAAAAUCCAUACAGUAAUUCACAUCCAUAAAGCUUUAAAAUAGAUUAAUUAUUUAGAAAAAAACAAUUUGUGUAAAUAAAACAUUAUAUGUUCAGCUUUAAUGAUGAUUUUACAAAAUACAAAUGUAAGCUUUUCAGCAAAUGCCUUCAUCAGUACAAAAAACAUUUAAAUAAGUAUAAAUUAAAUUUAAUGAUAUAUAUUUACAUGUAUUCUACCUAAAAAAUAGAGAAGAAUAGAGUAGGCGCAAACCCAGACAAAAAUAAAAACAAAGUUAAGAAGUACUGAAAGAAACCUAUUAAUUGUACCAGAUAUGUAAUUGAUAUUUUGAACAUUUGUAUGUCCUAAUCUUUCUCUUAUUAGUUUUAUUAAGGGUAUCAUGAUAAGUUAAAAAUAUCUUAAACAAGAGCAUUUGGAAUCAACCAUUAAAUGUAACUAAUGUUCUGCAUGUACUCCCAGAGCAGAGCUGUUUGACACCAACCUGCAGGCUGUGUUGGAGCAGGCGGAUAAACCUGGGAUUAUUAACAGCUAGAGGUGAACUACCAUGAUUACACUGGAGAGCAGUGUCAUUGUGAUUUAUUAAAAUGUUUUAUUUUGUAUAUUUUAAGCAACCAUGCUCAUGCAUAUAUCAUAUGAUGUUGGUAAUACUUUUUCUGUCAACGAAGUUACUUUUUAAUGAGCCUAUCAUGCCAAAGUUCAUAGUAAUAGACAAAUAGGAACAGUUUGUGUCAGAUACAUUUGUUAAAAGAGUUCAUAAGGAGACUCUAAAGUGUUUUUUUUAGUUGCUUUAUACUGAUAGCAACUUACAUUAUUAAUGCAAACAAGUAACUUUUUUUUCUAUUAACAUUCACUUGAUGAUGUUGAUAUUGGAAAAACCAGCCUUGCAAUUAUAUUUUUAUGUAAAUUCUCUAUUAUAAUUAUAAUGUCACUGCACUAAUCAGAAAAAUUUUUUUUUUAAAUUUAGUUCUUUUUUUUAAAAAAGGGGUACAAAAUGGUAAAAACAAUUUCAAUCCAAAAAUUGUUUGAAUUCAAUCUUGCUAUCAAGGACAAUAUGUUUUUUUAAUGAUUAAGGUACCAGUGCUGUGGUCACAGAGAUUUUUACUUUUUAAAAUCAUUUAGCUUUAAGUCUUUUGAAAAUCAAAAAUAAUUUAAAAUGUUUUCAAACUUCAAAUGAUUUUUUUUUUAAAGCUUGGGUUCUUGUUGUGAACAUAAUAUCCCAGUACUAAUAUCAGUAAUUCCAAAACUCAAGUGAUAUAAAGUUGGAUUGUAUAAGUAAUAGAAGUAUCUGGUACUUUUGUUUGGUACAACAAAAAUAUCAAAAUCUCUUUAUAUUUCCGGCUAACCAACUAAAUAUAUAUUUUAAAUGUAGAUCACAAGCAUAAAGUUAGUUUGGCAAUCACUUGUUACAGUAACAUUAUAGUUAUAGGGUUUGUUUUAUUUUCCUCCUAUUUUUCCAUAUCUGUGACUGAAAAUUAAUGUUUUAAUUUUGCUUUCUUAAAAAAUAAAAUGCAAGUACAGAGUGUUAAAAUUUUAUUGAAUUCCUUUCAAAAAUAUUAAAAUGUAAAUUUCCUGGCACUGUAAAUGUGUUAAGAAUGUUUGUUUCUGAUUUACUUUGUUAAAAGUUUUAUACAUUUUUAAUUCAGAAAUGUAAUGUAAGUUUAUAAAUGCAUCUCUGAUAGAUUUCUUUUUUUUUAAAUGUAUGACAGUAGGAUCUCACCUUAUAAUAAGUUUUAAAUUCAGUAAAAUAAAACAAAACUUUUUAUUUAGUAGGCCUACCAAAAGAAAAUUGAAGUAAUGCAAAUUAUAUGUCAGUCAUUUAUUAGUUGUAGAUGCUGGUAACGUACUGGUAAGUUUAGUUCAAAUUUUAACAAAAAAUAAUUUUAAAAUAUUCAGAUCAAACUUUUUGCAUUUUCCAAUCAGUUAUAGGAAAUACAAGUCUCAGGAUAAUGUAUGAGCGACUACGCCCAAGCCAUGUAAAGUAAAUGAAUAAACAGUUGAACAAGAUAAUAUAAUAAGAUAGGCUUGAAAAUAAAAGACAAAAUGAUUAUAGUGGAAGUUUCAACUUGAUGCCUUCUUCAGCACACAAUACAAGUAAUUAAACAACAUGAAUUUAAAUAAUAAAUUAAAACUUAUGUUUUUUGAAGAUCUCAGUAAUGUCUGGGUAGUUCAUUGUUUAGAACAGGGAGCUGUAUGUUAUUUUUAAAACUAGGAAGUUAGUUGCUCACAACCAGAAAGUGUGUCCUACAUAUUUCUGUGGUGGCUAGUAUUAUAGUAAAAGAAUUUAAGUAUAAUCAUUGUACAAUUUUAAACGGCAAAAAUUGAAAAUAAGAGAUGGAGGAGAAACAAUCUUAAACUUAAAGGACAUUGCUUAGUAAUUCAGUUAAUACAACCUUUUAAUUAGAUAUUGCUACUUAAAAUUGUUUUUGUUUUUUUAAAUUGUGGAAUACUUGAUGAAUGAAACAUUACCAAAAGACUUUUGAAAUAAUGAAUUAUAAAAAUGUAUGUGCAAUAAUUUGAUGGAAACAACUCUUGUAAAAAAAAAUUAAAUCACACAAACUGCGAAAUAAUUUUGAUGAGCAAAAAUAUGUCAAGAGUGUGCAUGUUUAUUAAAUGUACUGUUAUUAUUAAAUUAUGAUUAGGCUGUCAUUUUAGGAACAUUGUCCAAAGUGGUUCUCAAAAUACUUACAUACCACGAUUUGCAAGGAUUCCCAAACUGUGGCUCUUGGUCAGUUGUGACUCUCUAAUUAUAAUAAAUUGUAUGACUGCAGCAUUCCAAUCAUCUAAUGUGAGCCAAUGUUAUAUUUUAUUUAAAAAUAACUCCUUUUUCUAAUUUUUGCCUUCAAAAUGUUGAAUAAUAUUUUCUCAUAGUAAAUGUUUGGGUGUUCAAUAAAUUGAUAAAAUCAUCUCAAAAUUAAAAAUUUGUUUAAAAAGUC